This is a messenger RNA of Oncorhynchus mykiss (rainbow trout), 967 nucleotides long. NCBI's taxonomy places the organism in Eukaryota, Metazoa, Chordata, Actinopteri, Salmoniformes, Salmonidae. The record is from RefSeq and is a predicted model, not a curated record.
UCCUGCUCUGUGCCAGCUGGGUCCUGCUGAGUCCUGCUCUGUGCCAGUUGGGACCUGCUCUGUGCCAGCUGGGUCCUGCAUUGUGCCAGCUGGGUCCUUCUGGGUCAUGCUCUGUGCCAGCUGGGUCCUGUUUUGUGCCAGCUGGGUCCUUCUGGGUCAUGCUCUGUGCCAGCUGGGUCCUUCUGGGUCAUGCUCUGUGCCAGCUGGGUCCUGCUCUGUGCCAGCUGGGUCCUUCUGGGUCAUGCUCUGUGCCAGCUGGGUCCUUCUGGGUCAUGCUCUGUGCCAGCUGGGUCCUUCUGGGUCAUGCUCUGUGCCAGCUGGGUCAUGCUCUGUGCCAGCUGGGUCCUUCUGGGUCAUGCUCUGUGCCAGCUGGGUCCUUCUGGGUCAUGCUCUGUGCCAGCUGGGUCAUGCUCUUUGCCAGCUGGGUCCUUCUGGGUCAUGCUCUGUGCCAGCUGGGUCCUUUUGGGUCAUGCUCUGUGCCAGCUGGGUCAUGCUCUGUGCCAGCUGGGUCCUGCUUUGUGCCAGCUGGGUCCUUCUGGGUCAUGCUCUGUGCCAGCUGGGUCCUGCUUUGUGCCAGCUGGGUCCUUCUGGGUCAUGCUCUGUGCCAGCUGGGUCCUUCUGGGUCAUGCUCUGUGCCAGCUGGGUCCAGUUUAUCUAAUUGGAGGAUAUGGUUAUUCCGGUUUUUAAUUUCUGAUGACGAUGAGACGGCCUAUAGGGAGGAGGUCAGAGACCUGGCAGUAUGUUGCCAGGACAACAACCUCUCCCUCAACGUCAGCAAGACCGCUGAACAUCGUCUUCGGUGAUCAGGCCUACAACGGCCGUGUCGUCAGCAAACUUAAUGAUGUUGUUGGGAGCCGUGCAUGGCACUCAGUCGUGGGACAGGAAGUGGACGGGGAGAACAGGAGGGGACUGAGCACGCACGUCUGAGGGGCCCCCCCAAUUUGAGGGUCAGCGUGGUGGACGUGUU